UCCGGACCCCUGGCGAGCGCUCCAGCCUGCAGCUUUCUCGGGCUCCCGAGCCAGCCCCAGCAGCGAUGCCCAGGGUAGUCUCCAGCCUUCCCGCUCGCUGAAGAAGCAGCAGCUGCAGCCGCCGCCCGCCUGCCCGCUCACUCGCUCGCUUGCCCGGGCCGACAGGGACUGUGCGACAGGAUCGUGCUCGGCGGAGGCUCAGGCUGCGGUGGCACGGCGGGGGAAGGACCGCUCUGCCGGUGCCCCCAGCGCCCGUCGCGGCUGGGAAAAGGUCUUCGUCCCCUGCCAUCAGCUGCUCCCGCCACGGACUCUCGGAGGCUGCGGGCGGCGUCCUGGGGCUCCCCAGCCGGCCGGAUCGGACUUGAGAAGGUGAUAGCUCUGCUCUUCCAAUCCCCUACUCGUCCCCUGCCCUCCACUUAACUUUUUUUUUUUGUCCUCGUUUGCCUCGCGGCUCCGUCUAACCCCUGCUGCUGCUGCAAACCACUCGCUGCUGUGUGUGCCACCCGCCCGGGGCAUGGGCCCCCCUACACGGGUCCUGGAGGCUCCGCGGCCUCGCAGGAUGUGAGAGGCCCAACCCCCGGGGCAGAGCCAGAGCUUCGGGAGAGAAGCGGAUCGCACACCCCCCUCCACCCCCGCCCCCGGCCUCGGCACGACGGGCGGGCUGGUGGUGCGCGCUGCGUGCGCCCCCGCGGAGCUGAGCGUCCCAGAGCGCCCAGUCCCGGGCUGGAAGGAGUAACUGGCCGGAGGUGCGCGGCAGAGAUCAGGCUGUCAUGCCCUAUUGAUCGGCCCUUGCCCCCCCGCGCCCCCCGCCAAGUAUGUUUGGGCUGGACCAAUUCGAGCCCCAGAUCAACAGCAGGAACCCGGGCCAGGGCGAGAGGAACUUUAACGAGAGCGGACUGAGUAUGAACGCCCACUUUAAAGCCCCGGCUUUCCACACAGGAGGGGCCCCUGGUCCCGUGGACCCUGCCCUGAGCGCGCUGGGCGAGCCUCCGAUCCUGGGUAUGAGCAUGGAACCCUACGGCUUCCACGCACGCGGCCACUCGGAGCUGCACGCAGGGGCGCUGCAGGCGCAGCCUGUGCACGGCUUCUUCAGCGGCCAGCAGCCUCACCAUGGCCAUCCGGGCGGCCACCACCCGCACCAGCAUCACCCCCACUUUGGGGGCAACUUCGGGGGCCCAGACCCGGGUGCCUCGUGCCUGCAUGGGGGUCGCCUGCUGGGUUACGGUGGAGGAGGAGGCGGCGGUGGCGGCGCAGCCGGUGGCCUGGGCAGCCAGCCUCCCUUCACCGAGGGUUACGAGCACAUGGCGGAGAGCCAGGGCCCGGAGAGUUUCGGCCCGCAACGGCCGGGAAACCUCCCGGACUUCCACAGUUCGGGUGCCUCGGGCCACGCCGUGCCUGCCCCCUGCCUGCCCCUCGACCAGAGUCCUAACCGGGCCGCCUCCUUCCAUGGCUUGCCCGCCUCCAGCGGCUCCGAAUCUCACAGCCUGGAGUCCCGAAGGGUGACGAACCAAGGAGCCGUGGACUCGUUGGAAUACAAUUACCCGGGCGAGGCGCCCUCGGGACAUUUUGACAUGUUCUCGCCCACGGACUCCGAGGCCCAACUGCCUCAUUAUGCAGCGGGCCGUCAGCUUCCCGGGAGCGCUUUCCCGGGCGCCUCGGCGAUGCCCAGGGCCGCGGGUUUGGUGGGUUUGUCUAAAAUGCACGCCCAGCCUCCGCCCCCGCCGCCGCCGCAGCAGCCCCCGCAGCAAACUCCGCAGCAGCAGCAACCCCCGCCACCACCGCACGGGGUGUUCUUCGAGAGGUUCAGCGGGCCCCGCAAGAUGCCUGCAGGGCUAGAGCCCGGAGUGGCCUCCAGGCACCCGUUGAUGCAGCCUCCGCAGCAGGGCCAGCCACCCCCGCAGUCGCAGCCCCCGCCCCAGCAGCAGCCGCCGCCGCCGCCUCCGGGGUUACUCCUCCGGCAAAACUCGUGCCCGCCUGCGCUCCCGCGGCCCCAGCAGGGAGAAGCAAGCACGCCCAGCGGCGGCCUGCAGGACGGGGGUCCCAUGCUGCCGAGCCAGCACGCCCAGUUCGAGUACCCCAUCCACCGGCUGGAGAACCGGAGCAUGCACCCUUACUCCGAGCCCCUCUUCAACCCACAGCACCCCGCACCACAGCAAGCGCCCAACCAGCGGCUGCAGCAUUUCGAUGCGCCCCCUUACAUGAACGUGGCCAAAAGGCCGCGCUUCGAUUUCCCGGGCAGCGCGGGGGUGGACCGUUGCGCUUCUUGGAACGGGAGCAUGCACAACGGUGGAGCCCUGGACAAUCACCUCUCACCCUCAGCCUACCCGGGCCUGCCUGGCGAGUUCACACCGCCCGUGCCCGACAGCUUCCCCUCUGGGCCUCCCUUGCAGCACUCAGCCCCGGACCACCAAUCCCUGCAGCAACAGCAACAGCAGCAGCAACAGCAGCAACAGCAGCAGCAACAGCAGCAGCGCCAAAACGCGGCCCUCAUGAUCAAACAGAUGGCGUCGCGGAACCAACAGCAGCAGCGGCUUCGCCAGCCCAGCUUGGCCCAGCUAGGCCACCCCGGCGACGUGGGCCAGGGCGGCCUGGUGCACGGCGGCCCGGUGGGCGGCUUGGCACAGCCGAACUUUGAGCGCGAUGGCAGCAGCGCGGGCGCGGGGCGCCUGGGCCCCUUCGAGCAGCAGGCGCCGCACUUGGCGCAGGAGAGCGCGUGGUUUCCAGGUCCGCACCCACCUCCCGGAGACCUGCUACCGCGCAGGAUGGGUGGCUCAGGGUUGCCGGCCGACUGCGGCCCGCACGACCCUAGCCUGGCGCCUCCUCCCCCGCCUCCUGGGGGCUCGGGGGUGCUAUUCCGAGGUCCCCUGCAGGAGCCGCUGAGGCUGCCCGGGGAAGGCCACGUGUCCGCGCUGUCCUCGCCCGGCCUGCAGUUCGGGGGUAGCCUGGCCGGUCUGGGUCAGUUGCAAUCGCCCGGGGCCGGGGUGGGACUGCCCGGAGCUCCCGCGGAGCGCCGACCCCCGCCGCCGCCACCACCGGAUUUCGCGGCGCCGGCGCUCGGGGGUCAGCCGGGUUUUCCGUUCGGCCCAGCGAGCCGGCAGGCCACCCCGCACAGCGGCCCGGGCGUGAACUCGCCUCCGAGCGCGGGCGGCAGCGGUAGUGGCAGCGGCGGGGGCUCGGGCGGGGGCGGCGGUGGUGGCUCGGGCGGGGGCGCUUACCCACCGCAGCCCGACUUCCAGCCCAGCCAGCGCGCCUCGGCCAGCAAGCUAGGCGCGCUCUCGCUGGGUUCCUUCAACAAGCCCAGCUCCAAGGACAACCUGUUCGGCCAGAGCUGCCUGGCUGCGCUGUCCACUGCCUGCCAGAACAUGAUUGCCAGCCUCGGGGCGCCCAAUCUGAACGUGACCUUCAAUAAAAAGAACCCACCCGAGGGCAAGAGGAAGUUGAGCCAGAACGACCCCGAUGGCUCGGCUGCGGCGGCCGUGGCUGGCCACCCGGGCUCGGAUUACUUCCCCGGAGGGACUGCGUCCGGGGCCCCAGGUUCCGGAGUAGGAGGUAGCGGCCCACCUGGGACCAGCAGCAGUGGCUCCAAGACCUCGGGACCGUCUAACCCUCCCGCCCAGGGGGACGGCACCAGCUUAUCCCCCAACUACACCUUGGAGGCCACGUCGGGGAACGACAGCAAGUCGGUCCCCGGGGGCGGCGGCCGGGGCCGGGGCCGCAGAAAAAGGGACAGUGGCCAUGUGAGCCCUGGGACCUUCUUCGACAAGUACGCGGCGGCGGCGGCGGCGGCGGCUGCAGCGGCUCCGGACAGCGGGGGCGCGCCUGGGGUGAGCCCGGGGCAGCCGCAACCUUCGGGAGCCGGCGGCGCCAGUGGCAGUGGUGGUGGUCCGGUGGGCUCCGCCAACGAGGCGCGCGGGGCCCCUACACCCCACGAGAAGGCUCUGACGUCGCCCACGUGGGGUAAGGGGGCCGACCUGCUGCUGGGGGACCAGCCGGACCUCAUGGCAUCCCUAGACGGCGGCGCCAAGACGGACGGGAGCUCGCCGCACGUGGGGGAGUUCGCCUCGGAUGAGGUGAGCACCAGCUACGCCAACGAGGACGAGGUGUCGUCCAGUUCUGACAACCCCCCGGCCUUGGCUAGAGCCAGCAGGAGCCCGCUGGUGACCGGCUCACCAAAACUGCCUCCCCGAGGGGUGGGCGUGGGCGCAGGUGAACACGGACCCAAGGCGCCUCCGCCUCCGCUCGGCCUGGGCAUCCUGUCUACCUCUGCCUCCACCCCUGACAGCUACGGCGGGGGCGGGGGCGCCGGCCAUCCAGGCACGCCGGGUCUGGAGCAGGUCCGGACCCCGACCAGCAGCAGCAGUGGUGGUGGCGGUGGCAGCAGCGGCAGCGCCCCUCCGCCCCCCGACGAGAUCCACCCGCUGGAAAUCCUUCAGGCCCAGAUCCAGCUACAGAGACAGCAGUUCAGCAUCUCCGAGGACCAGCCCCUGGGGCUUAAGGGCGGCAAGAAAGGCGAAUGUGCCGUCGGGGCGGCUGGCACGCAGAACGGAGAUGCCGAGCUGGGCAGCUGCUGUUCCGAAGCUGUCAAGAGCGCCAUGAGUACGAUCGACUUAGACACCCUGAUGGCCGAGCACAGCGCCGCCUGGUACAUGCCCGCAGACAAGGCCCUGGUGGACGGCGCGGACGACGACAAGACGCUGGCACCCUGGGAGAAGGCCAAGCCCCAGAAUCCCAACAGUAAAGAAGCCCACGACCUCCCUGCAAACAAGGCCUCUGCCGCACAGCCCGGCAGCCACUUGCAGUGCCUGUCCGUCCACUGCACGGACGACGUGGGCGAUGCCAAGGCCCGAGCCUCAGUGCCCAGCUGGAGGUCCCUGCACUCGGACAUCUCUAACAGAUUCGGGACGUUCGUGGCCGCCCUGACUUGAAUCCAUGAGGACGACCCUUCCCCCACCAGGCCCACUCCUGUCUCCCCUCCUUCUCUCCCCCUCACACCCCCAUGCACCUGUCCUCUCCAUCCUUGUCUCUCUCUCUCUCUCUCUCUCUCUCUCAAGGGCCACUGUCACUGAGUGGAUGAUGAUGAAUAUUUUUGUUUUCCUAGGUUGGUACCUGCUUAGUGGCAUACGGACCGGAAAGGGUUAAUUUAAAGGGGACAUUCAAAAAGAAACCCCAAAGCUUUUAGGGUUUUUUUGUUUGUUUUGUUUUGUUUUUAAAAGAAAAAAAAAAACCUGUUGAGGCCCCAGUGCUGUUACCAGUGUUAAUCAUUCUGCAGUUUAGUAACUUC
Messenger RNA from Ochotona princeps (American pika), 5281 nucleotides. It is a transcript of the gene MN1, whose product is annotated as MN1 proto-oncogene, transcriptional regulator. Gene Ontology annotation, biological process: regulation of DNA-templated transcription. The transcript is spliced from 2 exons. Bases 816 to 4925 code for a protein of 1369 amino acids. The record is from RefSeq and is a predicted model, not a curated record. Lineage: Eukaryota; Metazoa; Chordata; Mammalia; Lagomorpha; Ochotonidae.